CAGCCUGUGGCCGAGCACAGUAGCUCACGCCUGUAAUCCCAGCACUUUGGAAGGCCGAGGUGGGCGGAUCACCUGAGCUCAGGAGUUUGAGAUCAGCCUGUCUCUACUAACAAUAUAAAAAUUAGCUGGGAGUCACGGUGGGCGCCUGUAAUCCCAGCUACUCGGGAGGCUGAGGCAGGAGAAUUGCUUGAACCCAGGAGACAGAGAUUGUAGUGAGCUGAGAUUGCACCACUGCACUCUAGUCUUGGCGACAGUGCAAGACUGUCUCAAAAACAGCAACAGAAAGCAGGACGUGAGACUUCUACCUGCUCACUCAGAAUCAUUUCUGCACCAACCAUGGCCACGUUUGUGGAGCUCAGUACCAAAGCCAAGAUGCCCAUUGUGGGCCUAGGCACUUGGAAGUCUCCUCUCGGCAAAGUGAAAGAAGCAGUGAAGGUGGCCAUUGAUGCAGGAUAUCGCCACAUUGACUGUGCCUAUGUCUAUCAGAAUGAACAUGAGGUGGGGGAAGCCAUCCAAGAGAAGAUCCAAGAAAAGGCUGUGAAGCGGGAGGACCUGUUCAUCGUCAGCAAGUUGUGGCCCACUUUCUUUGAGAGACCCCUUGUGAGGAAAGCCUUUGAGAAGACCCUCAAGGACCUGAAGCUGAGCUAUCUGGACGUCUAUCUUAUUCACUGGCCACAGGGAUUCAAGUCUGGAGAUGACUUUUUCCCCAAAGAUGAUAAAGGUAAUAUGAUCGGUGGAAAAGCAACGUUCUUGGACGCCUGGGAGGCCAUGGAGGAGCUGGUGGACGAGGGGCUGGUGAAAGCCCUUGGGGUCUCCAAUUUCAACCACUUCCAGAUCGAGAAGCUCUUGAACAAACCUGGACUGAAAUAUAAACCAGUGACUAACCAGGUUGAGUGUCACCCAUACCUCACGCAGGAGAAACUGAUCCAGUACUGCCACUCCAAGGGCAUCACCGUUACGGCCUACAGCCCCCUGGGCUCUCCGGAUAGACCUUGGGCCAAACCAGAAGACCCUUCCCUGCUGGAGGAUCCCAAGAUUAAGGAGAUUGCUGCAAAGCACAGAAAAACCGCAGCCCAGGUUCUGAUCCGUUUCCAUAUCCAGAGGAAUGUGAUUGUGAUCCCCAAGUCUGUGACACCAACUCGGAUUGUUGAGAACAUUCAGGUAAGAUCCUGGCUGGUUGGCCCUGGUAUUCCUCAGUGGAGUGGGGGACAGGCAGACCUUCUCACUAGGCUUCUCACCUCAUCCCUGCGCUGUCUUUGGCUCCCUCCCUUUCCACCACCCUAUCAUUUUCCAGCCCAGGGAGCUAGGCUCAUGAAUGACCCAUGGGCUAAGGACAUCCUGGGGUCAGUGCCUGGUGAAGCCCUAUCAGGUCUGAGCACAGCUGUGCCUCACACCACUGAGAAGACCCUCAGUUGCCCCUGAGCAGCUAGGCCCUGGGCCACACACAAGAGCAGACUGUCCUGGCCUCCCUGCUCACCUCCCAGCAGCAGAGGAGUUACGAGCUGUCCUUGGAGAACUGGCCUCUGGAAGGGCCCAUCAUGGAGCACAGGGCCUGUGCGCACCUGGGGUUUAGUGCCUGUGAGCCUGGUCUCCCUCCCUCCGGAACACUGAGCACUACAAAUACUGUGGUCUUUGUGUAGGACCUAAUUUAGAGAAAAAUUUGUAUACCAUGGACAAAAUGGGAAACACUCCUGUGGCCAGUUUGUGCUGUGAAUGUGAGCUCCUGCCCUGCUAGAAUGGCCGGCAGUCUCCAGCCACAGCAGUAACGGCCUCACCGAUGAUGUGUUGGAACUCCUACCUUUCCAGGUCUUUGACUUUAAACUGAGUGAUGAGGAGAUGGCAACCAUACUCAGCUUCAACAGAAACUGGAGGGCCUGUAAUGUGAAGCCGUAAGUGACAUGGAAUUAACUAGGAGCAUUGCCAGGAUUUUUUAUAAACUGGUAGAGGGUUAGUUGGAAGGAUUAGGAGUCUGCUGGGACUACUUGUAUCUUCAAAUACUGUUUUGGGGCAGUUUGGAAAGUUAAAAUUGGGGUACCUGGGAAUCAUUGUGAGGGACAGAUCUCUAAUGGUUGUUCAUUGUCUGAACUUCUGGAGGUAGAAUUGUAAGAGAAAGUGUGUUAUCAAUAGGCAGGAGGCAGAGCAUUCACUUGUUCAUUCAUUCAAUAAGUAUCUAGUGGUCAUCUAUGUGCCAGGCAUUUUCUAGGUGCUUAGGUUAUCAUACUGUACAAAGCUGCUGCCUGUGCAGACUUAGGGAAGGAGGGAAGAAGAGAGAACAGAAAUAAAUCAACUCAAAAUGUAGAUGUCAGACAGCAACAAAUGCUAGACAGAAAAAUAAAGUAGGGCAAAGUGGAUAGGAAGUGGUGGGUGGUAGUGGGACCGAUCAUUUAUAUGGGAUGGAUCAAGGGAGGCUUUGCUGUGAGGAAUAUGCCAUAUGGAUAUUUUGGGGAAGAGCAUUCUUGGCAGUGAUAGCAGUGGUGCAAAGUCCCUGAGGUGCGAUUGUGUUUAGAGCAUUCAAGCAAGAAGGCCAGGGAGGCUGGAUUAAAUAAUCUCCAAAUGCCUUUUAAAGGAGGUGGUGCUAACUUUACUUAAAAUCUUAGAUAAGUGGUUGAAAAAAAGUUUUCAUGUUGACUAGGUGGGAAUUCUAAAUCAUCUCUUUACAAUCAAUACUUUCUGAUUAACAUAUCUAAUUAAAUAUAUCAAAGAGAGUUGUCUAGCAUUUAUUACUGCCAGGUCUGCAAUUCAAUGACAAUUUGAAUGUCUUCCAAUGUUUCUAUACUCAAAAAUGAUUUUUCAGCUUUUAAAAAUGGUUUCAGUAUCUCGAGCGUUGCUUGCAUGUCAUGAUAUUCCAUAUCUAUCCUGCCCACCCUUAGUAUCAUAGCAGCCUUUCCUCAUCUUACAAUGGCUUACUUUUAUCCGUGCUUAACAAAGUAGCAGCUACUUACAGUAAAAAAAAGAGUGAAAUAAAAUGGGACUCUCCCCCAAACUAAACCGCUUACCUUCCUAUGAGCAUCAUUUCCAUUUGGUGGGCUCAGGAGUCAAUCCACCUGGCCUCAAAUCCAACUCUAAUACUGUUUUCUUAGCUGUGUGACAUUGGGUAAACUUCCUAGUUUUUUGAAGUUGGUAUCUUUGCCUAUAAAGUAGGAUGAUAAUACUAAUCACAGCUAAUAUCCAUUGAAACUUAGCGUAGACUGUGCCAGGGUCCUGAGCCCUUUGCUGGUGCUAUUAUCUCAUUUAAUAUUCAUAACAAUCCCCAAGCUGUCAAUUCUGCUGUUGUUUCCUACCUCAUGCUGUUGUGAGAGUGGAUUGGGACAAGACUUGUCAGUUGCCUCGCCUGACACCAGGCUUACCGUGAGUUGUCAUUCCGAGUUUAUUCUGGUGCCCUGCUCACUGUCUGCCCUCCUUCCUAGCAAAACCCUCAUAUCGAUCUGAGGGAAGGUCGAAGUGUGAGCACCGUUCUUGUGUUCUUGCAGGGAGAAGGCUGAGAGAGCACAAAUACCAUGGAGUCCACCAGAGAAGAAUACCUUCUCAGCCAGAGUUGUUGCUUUGAUGGAACUCAGUUUCUCUGGGUUUUUUUUUUUUUUCUGCAGAUCCUUUCAUUUGGAGGACCAUCCCUUCAAUGCAGAAUAUUGAGGUUGAAUCUCCUGGUGAGAUUACACAGGGGAUUCUCUUUCUUCACUGAAGUGUGACUAUCUCCACUCAAGUCCUAUUUUAGCCAAGCUUAUCGGAGAUCACAGUGAACUUCGUCCUGUUGUAGACCAGAAUCAAGGUGCUGUUUUAGACAUUUAUUUCUGUAUGUUCAACUAGGAUCGGAAUAUCACAGAAAAGCAUGGCCUGAAUAAGCAAAAGACAAUUUUUUCCACUUAUCUGAUCAGAUCAAAUGUUUGCUAAGCACCAGAAACUCUGCCAACACUGAGGCUGUAAAGAUAAAUAAUAAAAAAUAAUGAUUGUAA
Gorilla gorilla gorilla (western lowland gorilla) is the source of this 3950-nucleotide messenger RNA. RefSeq names its product aldo-keto reductase family 1 member B10-like. The coding region runs from base 337 to 1422 and encodes 361 amino acids. Gene Ontology annotation, molecular function: oxidoreductase activity. Lineage: Eukaryota; Metazoa; Chordata; Mammalia; Primates; Hominidae. The record is from RefSeq and is a predicted model, not a curated record. The transcript is spliced from 8 exons.